AUGUCAAAACAUUUUAUUAAUGAUAAAAUAAUUAAACCUAUUGGUCAUUCAAUAAAAAAAAUUAUCAUUGAAGAAAUUCUUACAUGCAAAUAUUUCUUUAUAAUGGUUGAUAGUACACAAGAUGUCAGUGUCAUGGACCAACUUGCGAUUUGUGUUCGCUACUUGGUAAAUGAUUCUAUAAAAGAAAGAUUACUUUCUUUAGUUGUUUGUCAUGAUUCCAGUGGAAUUGCAUUAUACAAUUUGUUAGAAAAUAUGUUUAUGUCAAUGGGUAUCUCAAUGAAAAAUAUAGUAGCCUGUUCAUUUGAUGGUGCAGCAAACAUGAAGGGUACUUACAAUGGACUUCAAUCACAUUUAAAAAAUAGUAAUCCUAACAUAAUUUAUACCCAUUGUAUGGCACAUGUCUUAAAUUUAGUAAUUUGUGAUUCAACAAAAACAUGUUUGGAAGCGGAAAACCUUUUUGGAUUAGUUGAACAGUUUGCAGUAUUUCUAUCAGACUCUCAUAAAAGAAUAAAAAACAAUUUGCCUCUCAUUAUUUUAAUAUUAUUCCAAAAAAACAUGGCAUAA
Molecule: messenger RNA, 564 nt
Organism: Macrosiphum euphorbiae (potato aphid)
Lineage: Eukaryota; Metazoa; Arthropoda; Insecta; Hemiptera; Aphididae
Source: the annotation of a GenBank genome assembly